AUGGCUGCCUUGAGGUCCUUCAAGAGAAUCCCUGGUCCUCUUCAGCUGCUGUUGUUCCUGCUCCUUCUCCCACAAGAUCUGGUUGUUACAGGACAGAAGACGGAGGUAACACAACUUCCAGAAACCAUAUCGGUGAACGCUGGAGACAGCCUCACUCUAAAGUGUACACUGAUUGGGGCAAAUUUACCCGGAGGCGUGCGGUGGUUCAAAGGGCUGGACAGAAACCAGCCCCCCAUUUACAGCGAUAAGCAAGGAAUUUCCAAUCGGGGGGUGAGGCUAGUCCCAGGAUCCAACACGGAGUUUAGCAUCAAUAUCCCAAACAUCCGUCCUGAAGAUGCCGGGACCUACUAUUGUGUGAAGUUCAGGGCAGGGUUCCCAGAGAGAGAACUGGCUUCGGGGAAAGGCACUCAGGUCUUCGUAAUUGCCAUGCCAUCGCAGCCUGUGGUUCAUGGCCCCACAAGAAGAGUCGCAGCAGGGUCUCGGGCCACCUUCAACUGCUCCACAGAGGGAUUCUCCCCCCCAGAGAUCACAGUCAGCUGGUUGAAGGAUGGAAAAGAAAUACAGGCUGCCCAGACCAACAUCCUGAAUUUGGAUGGAACAGAGAGCAUCUCGUACCGAGCAGAGAGCACGGUGGAAAUCCCGCUGGAACAAGGAGACGUGAGGUCUCAGCUGACCUGCCAGAUCCAACACAGAUCAUUGGAGGCUCCCCUCCAGCAGUCCUUCCCACUUGGUGAUGUCCUAAGAGUUCCUCCCAAAGUCCAUAUGGAGACCAGCCCACCUCCCCCCAUCCAGCUGAACACCACUGUGACGGUCACUUGCAGUGUGGAAGAAUUUUAUCCAGAUGAUGCAAACUUGGAAUUGUUUUUCAACAAUGCCCCAAACAGAAAAGGAACAGUUGGCCUGAGGACACCGAAUCCCGAUGAGACCUUUUCCCUGAAUACCUACCUGGAGGUGGUGGCCACGGAAGACAGGAACAACUCACAGUUCAGUUGCGUGGUUCAACAGGAAUCCCAAAGUCUGCUCACUCUAACAACAAAACUUGCCGUUGUCAUGCAACCUGAAGAUCACAAAUGCUUGGGCAGUGCUCCGUCAAGUGUGCCGCAACAAUCCCUCCUUGUUCUCUGGCUCCCGCUUUUCCUGAGCAAAGCAGCGGUCUUUCUUCUCGUCUCCUGCCUUUUCCUAACGAAGAUGUGCAGAGGCAAGAAGGCAAAAUCUCGUUCCAGAAAACCCCAGGAAGUAAAAGGGUCCGAAAGUCCAAUUAGGAACGCCUAUUCCUGACAGUUUUUCAGGCUGAGAAAGAAAAACAAACCGAGAAC
Messenger RNA from Protobothrops mucrosquamatus (brown spotted pit viper), 1316 nucleotides. Its product is annotated as signal-regulatory protein beta-1-like. Gene Ontology annotation, cellular component: plasma membrane. Lineage: Eukaryota; Metazoa; Chordata; Lepidosauria; Squamata; Viperidae. The record is from RefSeq and is a predicted model, not a curated record. The coding region runs from base 1 to 1278 and encodes 425 amino acids. The transcript is spliced from 5 exons.